AUGUCAAACACGUCUUCACCAUCGGAAGUACAUUGGGGGUGUCAGCCUACUGGAGCUUCAGACAACACUGUCACAUGUUUACGUAAACAAAACAUGUGCGCUUCUUUGUGGUACAAGCAGGGGAAGGUAAAUUAUUUUUAUUUUGUUUUCUUUUUUGUUUUUAGGAUUUUGAGUUUUGCUAUGGAUAAUAUCGGUUAGAACGCGACAAGGGCAAUAUGGGAGAUUGAAUACGCCGGUUGGUCUGAAAUUUGGCAUAGAGUAAAAACCUUGUAUUUUGGAUUAAAUUUUAAAAAAUCAAAGUUUUUUAACGACUCCAGCGAAAGUUAUGUCGAUAUUGAGUUAUGUUACACUUGAGAAUUUAAAGAAAAAGAUUGGGGUUACCGUUUGAUCUGAUUUUUUGCGUAAAGCUGAAAGAUGCUGUUCUAAACGAUAUUUCAAAGAAUUGGAGGUUUUGAAUUAGGUUGGCAUAAAAUAUUACAAUAUUAAGUUAUAUUACACUUGAGAUUUCGUUGAAAAUGGUGAAGUUUCCCGAUUUUUUUGGAAUUUUUUUGUCGAAAAUUAUCAUGGUAUUAUUAAUAAUACUUUUUUAAAUCUCAGGUUUUAAAUAAGUUUGGCAAAAGUUAUGGGGAUAUUAAAUUAGAUUACACUUGAGAUUUUGGUGAAAAAUUGCCUUUUGGUUUAAGACUUUGUGCAAACUUUCUCAAACGUAUGUUAAUGUAUUUGAAAUUUUGACUUUUUUAAAUUUCUAACCUUUUCUCUUCAGCAAGCCAAGCCUUUGCCAUCCCACUUGCCUCAAGCGCGACAUGCCGGAGAGUGGCGUUCAUCAGAUUCAGAAGAGAAAGGAUCAUAUUGGAAAAGAAUCGCUCAACCCCGCCCUAACCCGGGCUUUGGAAUUGGUGCUUUUAUUGCCCCACCAAGUCCACAUGGUCUACCUAAAGUGGUGAGAACCAAGAUCCAGACAGCUUGGAUGCCAGUAAAUGGGUUGAGCCAUGAAAUGUCAUUGGAAGUUCUGUGAGUUUGUGUUUUGAGGAUUUGUUACCUAAAAUUAAAGGUUUUUGAAAAUUGCUUUUAUCAAUCUGAAAGGCCAAGAAAUUUUUUAAUAUAUGAAUUUUUUGACAUUUUAAAUCUAAAACACCCAUGGAUAUUUUAGUGACUCAGACGUAGAUGACCAUAAACCUUACAUUUUACGUUACGACGACCCACCGUGCACAUUGCCAUGCCUUCAUCACAUUCUUCAAGAGCUACCGAAAGGCCGCUUCGGGAUCUGUCCGGUGCACGAGCGCCUGAUUCCCCAUCCCUUGCCACCACCCGCUAUAGGCUUAUCGAAGCCUAAUGCUGAAAUCAAAUGCAAGCCGUUGAACGCCAUUUCCUCCAUCUUCUUUCACGUUCAGAGGUUUGAGGACCAGAAGUGAGUUGAUGUUGGUUUAGAUUUGAGUUAGCUAACUUUUAGAGCUCUAGAACAGCUGGAGAAGGUAAUCAAAGCGUUGGAAAAGAAGAUUAUCAAACAUAUUGUUCACUAUGUAAGUCUUUUUUAAGUUUUUACGUUGUUUUUGCUUUAGAAAUGAAGAUUUUUAAUUAAAAGUUUUUGAAAUUUUAGCCAGUUCAAGGUGGCCACGCCGUCUGUCGCUACCAGAAAGCCCUUCAUCGUUGUCGCAUCAAUACGAUUGGAAUGGAAGUGAUUCAAGUCGAUCUGAUCGAUCAAGGCACUUCUGCCAUCAUCAAACACGACGAGUUGUUCACUAUGCCAACUGAUGUUGCUAUGGUCUGUCCGGCACUGUCUUUCAGGUGCUCUUUGAUGGGUAGGGCUUGGAGAUUUUAGAUAUUGUGAAUAGGGGGGGGGGUUUUGAUUUUUUAGUUUUUGUUUUUAAGGGGGUAUUUGAUAAGGGAUGGGUAGAACAGGUCAAUAUAUUUUGUUGUUUACUUAAUUCUGCGCCCCUUCUCAAACCAAUUUGUGGAGUACGGGGGCGCAGAAUUAUGUGAACAACUAAUAUGAUCUAUAUAGAGGAUGGUGUCUUUUCAACGAGUAGGACAUGAUAAGGGCAGACUUUCUUUAGUUUCUUUGAUAAUAUUGAUGGUUUUGGAAGAACGAUGAAGGGUGUUUUAUAUGAUUUCAGAAAUUAUUUUGGUUUUUUAGCUAAAUUUGGAAAAAGGCUUAUAAACUUCUGUUUUUUUAUCAUCUUGUAAGAGCCAAAAACAUAAAAAAAAAUUUUUUUAAACAUUUUUACUUGAAAACUGUUUUUCAUUAUGUUAAUGGUUAAAAUUUGAUUUUUCUAGGAUUUUUUUUUUAAAAAUUUGUGUCAUUUUUACACCCAGAAGCACCCUUUUCAACCUUAUUUUACCCCUUUGAACCCACUAAUCAGCCCCAAAAGGAAAGGGUUAGAAAAGGAAAGAGAGGGAGUCGUGUACGCCCAUAGCCCGUUGAACGCACGCCAUCCCGUCCGAUCUGGCAAGUUAAGCAACGGUGCGCUUGAUUAGUACUUGGAUCGGAGACGUCCUUGGAAUCUCAAGUGGCGUACGCAUUUUUUGCGUUUUAUGGUACUUUUUGGUACUAUUUUUGAGUUUGGGAGUGGGAGGUAAUUUUAUACAGUUUUAAAGUUUAUUUUUGGUAAUAGUCUAAUUUUUGAGUAAAAUACGGAAUUUCGAAUGGUUGUUUUUAAAUUUAAGUUAUUUUUCGUUUUUACUUUAUUGUGGUUUUAGAACAAGAUACACGUUUGUUGGAUUUUAAAUCGACUUCAUCGUUCCAUGACUUGAUUAUGAAGAGGAGUUAUAUUGUUUUGGAAGGUGGGUUGUUUUUGAAGAUUUAAUUUUUGAUUUUUUUUUAAUUUCAAAAUUGAUUUUUUAGUCCACGGUGACGUGACAUCAGACGGCAAACACCUGGUCCGCCUCAUCGAUCCACCUCCACCAGAAAAGCCCAAAGACCCAUUUGUGGGCCGAGGAACUCACAAUCGUAAACCCAAGUUCCGCCUCCAGGACAUGAAGAAGAUGGAGACGGCCGAAGACGAGAACAAGACUGAAGACGAACACAUGGACACGGUUCUCCAAGGAUUCAGGAAUUCUGACGAUGAAGACGACGACUUUGACUACAACCAGUUUGACUAUAACAGCAAAACACAGGAGAACUUGUUCUUUUGA
Bursaphelenchus okinawaensis is the source of this 3132-nucleotide messenger RNA. The record is from the annotation of a GenBank genome assembly. Lineage: Eukaryota; Metazoa; Nematoda; Chromadorea; Rhabditida; Aphelenchoididae.